Molecule: messenger RNA, 2252 nt
Organism: Megalobrama amblycephala (Wuchang bream)
Lineage: Eukaryota; Metazoa; Chordata; Actinopteri; Cypriniformes; Xenocyprididae
Exons: 2
Coding region: 489-2252 (587 amino acids)
Source: RefSeq, a predicted model, not a curated record
UGAAGAGUUUCGUUGCAAAACGCGAUAAACGCCAUUUUUUGACAUUUGGAUUUUAUUAUUGGAAAUCAUUGUUCAGAUGUACCUUAAUCUAUGUGUGAAUUGCUGCCAUUAAUAAGAUUUAAAAAUGUACAUUUUAAGCCUACUACAAAAUGUAUUUUUUUCACAAAACGCGAUAUCCGCCAGCCCAGUUUCUUUACAAAGUGCGAUAUAACGGUUAGGCUAUAGAACGUUCAGGAUGCUGCGCGAGCUCAGGAUGUCACGCGAGGAGAGAGUCACCGCCGGUGAAGUGCUCCGAGUUUGCUCAGUGAUUUAACGAUAAUAUCAAAACAAAAAAACAUAUGUUUUUAAAAAGAGGAUUCAAUAGGCUAACUAAAAAACGUUUACCAUUUUAUUGUUUAUAAGGCGAGCUGUCAGUAACGUAGGCUACGUCACUGAUCAACAGCUGUCUGUCAGUCAGAGAAUCAAAGCUUCAGAGUCAAGCUAACGUUAUGGAUUUCGAUGACGGAUUGGAGCCGGUCAUUCCAGCUGCUGUUGGGAGAAAGAGGAAGGCAUCUAUAGAAAAUCAUCAAAGGGGGGAGACCAAACGGGCAAGGCAUUCAGGGGAGGGAAAACAUCCAAAGAUUAAUUGUGGUCAUCGUGCGACUGCGAGUAGGCCUAAUGUUGGUAUGUGUCAUGCCGACAAACUGUCAGAUGAAGAUGUAGCCUUCAACUUCACAAAAAUGUAUAAAAACGCUACAAAAGUGGACCAGGAUAAAAUACUCCUGCGUCUGUCAACAAUAAGCAAAUGCAGCAGGGUACGAGUCUCCGCUGAUGUCAAGAAGAAAGCCAGGGAGGUUACAGUGAAAUACUGCCUUUUGUCCUGCGCUCCUCCCCAUCACAAGAUACCUGUCUGCAAGGCUACAUUUCUAAGUGUCCUUGGUGUUAGUAAAGACAGAGUCUCCAGAGUGGUGAAAUACUUCAGUCAACAUGGUGAAGCCAGACCAGAGUGCAGGGGUGGAACCAGAAAUGUUGAUGAGAAGAUGGAGAACAGGCAGGCAGUAGUUCAGCAUGUGUCCUCAUUCAUGUGCAAGGCCAGCCACUACGCUCGUCGUGGUGCACCUGGACGGAAGUACCUCCCAAGUGACAUGUCAGUAACCAAAAUGCACCGGCUGUUCCAGGAGCAGAACCACAGGGACAUCAGCUACUCCCUGUAUUACAAUGUUUUCUGCACCUCAUUCAACUUGGGAUUUGGGCAUCCAGCAAAGGACUGCUGUGCCACCUGUAUGAGCUCGAGACUCCGUAUGAAAGAUCCUCACCUUACUGAGGAAGAGAGGAAGGCAGAGAUCGUGUCUGUCAUGCUCCACCGACGCAGAGCCCGGGUGUUCUACACAUUGCUAAAUGCAGUGGAGGACACAGUUACUGUCUGCUUUGACAUGAUGCAGAACCUCUCUCUGCCCAAGUCUCCCAUUGGCCAGACCUACUACUCUAGGCAGCUUUACAUGUAUGUGUUUGGUGUUGUGGUCCACCAUGGAGAGAGGAGUCUGCAGGCACUGAGUGACUGUCAUCUCUACGUGUGGCUUGAAAAUCAAAAUAGAAAAGACAGCAACAUGACCGCCUCUGCCCUGGACCACUGCCUGAGAACCAGUUUAGCCGAAGAUGUCCAACAGGCUGGCCAUUUGAGGCUCUUCAGCGAUUCCUGCUAUGGACAGAACAAGAACAGUACAAUGGUGGGAAUGCUGUCCAGCCUACGAAGCACUAUCUUUAAAGAUGUGAAAAUGGAGUGCUUCUUCCCUGUCCGUGGCCAUAGUUUUCUCCCUGUUGACAGAGUUUUUGGAAGAAUUGAGCAGGAUAUUCGUAAGCAGGACACCAUCCUCCUGCCAGACAAAUACACCAACAUCCUGAAGAAGCAUGGCUCUGUGUAUGUGUACGGGAAGGACUGGGAGAGCUUUGACCACAAAGCUGCAGCCAAGGCUCUCAUACAGUCCACGCGGUCUUACAAGAUCAGCGAAGCCCGGGUGCUGGAGAUCGAUGGCAAAGGGUUGGGGGUGAGAACCACCUUCAGCGGUCCCACCUACCAGCACACUCUCCUGAAGAGAGGCAACAACUGGGGCCAGUAUAAAGCAGAUCCCCUGCCCAUGAUGACCACAGUGAAGGCUGUGAAGAAGAAGGACAUCAUCAGCCUGCUUAAAGCCAUUGGUGCCCCAGCAAACGUCGAGGCCUUCUACAAUCACGCUUUGGCUGUGACCAGUGAUGUCCACAGGGGGGAAGAGUAG